Molecule: messenger RNA, 618 nt
Organism: Talaromyces rugulosus
Lineage: Eukaryota; Fungi; Ascomycota; Eurotiomycetes; Eurotiales; Trichocomaceae
Exons: 2
Coding region: 1-618 (205 amino acids)
Biological process (GO): translation
Cellular component (GO): ribosome; mitochondrial large ribosomal subunit
Molecular function (GO): structural constituent of ribosome
Source: RefSeq, a predicted model, not a curated record
AUGGCCGGCGGCGCAGCUAAAUACCGCCAUUUGAGUCGCAAGUCGUCUCACCGACAGGCCCUUCUUCGAAACCUCGUCACCUCUCUCAUCAAGCACGAAUCCAUCACAACCACAUGGCCCAAGGCCAAAGAAGCGCAGCGCCUUGCCGAGAAGCUCAUUACGCUGGGCAAGAAGAACACGGAGCAGAGCCGGCGAAGCGCUAUAUCGAUAUUCUUUACCCCCCACGCACUCAUCCCUAAACUCUUCGGUCCUCUUCGAGAACGCUACGCCAGCAGACCCGGCGGUUACACACGAGUCCUCCGCGUGGAGCCCAAAAAGGACGACCAAGCCCCCAGCGCCAUCCUGGAACUCGUCGACGGACCCAAAGACAUGAAAUUCUCCUUGACGGCACGAAGACUCGCCCGACAACGAGACCACGGCAUUUACACCCUGACCGAGUUGGAUCAGCUAAACUCAGUAAAAGCCACCAAGUUCCGGGAAGGCGGUGUCGCGUUGCUGGAGGCCGCUAUUGAAAAGGUUCGACUGGAGACGGCGGAGGAAAAGAAGGGAGAGAAGAAAAGUGUAGAGGAGCCAGAGGCGAGAGAGGCGGCGAAGAAGAGUGAGAAGAGCGACCAAUGA